CAUGGAGUACAGGGUUUCUGCACCUUCCAGAUUUACGGGAUGUACACCAGCCGUUGCAGGCUCACGAAGAACCAGUCACAUUUUUAUCGCUCCGACAAAAGGAACGUUUACAACAAACGGUAUUUACGCAGUCGAGGAACCGAUCAAAAAAGCCCCAAAGCGACCGAAGCCUAAAGACUACGAUAUCAUCUACAAAGCGUACCUAGAGAUAAGGGAAGAGAACGCAACGUUAAGGCGAGAGGGUCAACAGUUAAGGGAUGAACUUCUGCAAACGAAAUCGAAACUUUUGGCAGUUUCCCAGGAAAACGAAGAACUUAAGGCCCAAAUUUCUCAGCUUCCGUUCCCUGAAAACUGGGGACAGGUUAUCCGCGGAAAGGACGAGGAAUUGAAAAGAUUGAAAGAAUCAAUUCGUAAAAUGUCCUUCGACCGAGCUGAAGCAAUCAACAACAAGUCUAUGGUAGAACUGUCUGUCGAUGAACUGAAAUUAAAACUUCGCAACAAGGAUAAAGAAGUAAGAGACGCAAAAGAGCUGGAGAAAAUUCAGAGCAAAGCAAAAAUUCUCAACGAGACAGAAAAAUUGCGAAACGAGAGGAACACCGCCGUCGCCAAUCUCACACGUCUGGAAGCUGUUGUUGACAAGCUUCGACAGGAUGCAAGCCACAAUAAACGAAUAAGCGAAGAAAGAAAAAUGGUAAUCCAAGAAAUACACAUGAGACUUACAAGCAAGGAAAAACAUGUUGACGAUUUACGAAAACAGCUUGCUUUGUCACGUCUUUUUAGCAAGUAGGACUCAUUAGUCCCUGGUGACACCGCAUGUAAUUAUCAUUAGGUUCGUUUUCCGAAUUUUGCGGAGAGUAAUUUGUGUUGUUCAUACGAGAGUACGAUAGAUCCGAAUGUAAUUUUUGACCGUCAAACCCGAGACAGACUUGUUUGCCACGGAAACUCGAUAGGGAGGUGAUUUAAAUGGUAAUUUAGACUUGUUUAACUCACGAAGCAGCGGCGGAACGUUAAAUAUUUACUUUUGAAAGUGGAAGCAUAGAGUGUUGAACAAACAAGUGAGUAUUUUGA
Messenger RNA from Stylophora pistillata, 1068 nucleotides. RefSeq lists its product as uncharacterized. Lineage: Eukaryota; Metazoa; Cnidaria; Anthozoa; Scleractinia; Pocilloporidae. The record is from RefSeq and is a predicted model, not a curated record.